Messenger RNA from Catharus ustulatus (Swainson's thrush), 2149 nucleotides. RefSeq names its product src-related kinase lacking C-terminal regulatory tyrosine and N-terminal myristylation sites (gene SRMS). The coding region runs from base 278 to 1753 and encodes 491 amino acids. Lineage: Eukaryota; Metazoa; Chordata; Aves; Passeriformes; Turdidae. The transcript is spliced from 8 exons. Gene Ontology annotation, cellular component: extrinsic component of cytoplasmic side of plasma membrane. Gene Ontology annotation, molecular function: ATP binding; signaling receptor binding; non-membrane spanning protein tyrosine kinase activity. The record is from RefSeq and is a predicted model, not a curated record. Gene Ontology annotation, biological process: cell surface receptor protein tyrosine kinase signaling pathway; innate immune response; cell differentiation.
CUCCAGCUGUGCCUGUCUCCCAGAUGUGCCCGUGGGUCUGAGCGUGGGACUCCUGCCUGCAGACUCGUCCCGCCUGCAGACUGGUCUCACCAGACGGACCAGUUUCACUUUCAGAAAUAGGAAGUUCUCCGGGAAGGGCCGGCGAGCGCCCAGACGCGUGCGGGUAACGCGGGCCGGCAGGAUGAGCUUCCCGGCCGGCGGCAGCAGCGCCGCAUCCCCGCUUUGCCCGUCCCGGAGCGCGGUGCCAUAGCCCACCGCAGCCACCGCAUCCCCGGGCAUGGAGCAGUUCGUCAGGAAGCGCCUGACCUUCCUGACAUCCUUCUGGAACAAGCUCCGUCCCCGCUCCGUCACCGAGAGCUGCUCGCUGGGGUAUCUUGGCUCUGAUUCCGUUUCGCUGAACUCGGAGGCGACUUCCAUUUCCUUCAUCCCCAAGUCCUCUCUCUGUAUCGCUUUGUACGCUUUCACAGCCCGCAGCGCCGAGGAGCUGAGCAUAAGCGCAGGGGACAAACUGCGUGUCCUCAGAGAAGAGGGCGAGUAUGUGCUGGCCCGGCGGCUGCUGGGGGAGCCGGCCAUGGGCUACGUCCCCGCUGCCUACGUGGCCAACCUGAGCCAGGGCACCUCCGCCCACCGCCCCUGGUACUUCAGCAAGAUCAGCCGAAACGAAGCGGAGCAGCUCCUCCUGUCGCCUCCCAACCAGCACGGCUCCUUCCUCGUCCGGGACAGCGAGAGCAGCAAGGGCGAAUACUCCCUCUCAGUGCGCAACCACGCCAAGGUGAGCCACUUCCGAAUCUGCAAGAGCCCCAGGGGCAGCCUCUACAUCCAGAAGGGACACCCCUUUCCCAACAUGGAGGAGCUGCUGGCCUUCUACACGGAGCACUGGAAGGUCAUCCAGAGCCCCCUGCUGCAGCCCUGCAGCCCCGCGACCCCCCCGGAGAGGGACGGCUGGGAGCGCCCGCGCUGGGAGUUCACCCUGCGGAGGAAGCUGGGAGAGGGCUACUUUGGAGAGGUGUGGGAAGGGCUGUGGAGGAACACGGUGCCCGUGGCCAUCAAGAUCAUUAAAGCUGACAUGAAAGCAGAAGACUUCACCAAGGAGAUUCAGAAUCUGAAGCGCCUGAGGCAUGAGAAGCUGAUCCAGCUGCACGCCGUGUGCUCGCUGGAGGAGCCCGUGUACAUCAUCACCGAGCUCAUGCGCAAAGGCAACCUCCACAGCUACCUCAACAGUCCUGAAGGGAAGUCCCUGGUCACCUCCCACCUGCUCAACAUCUCCUGCCAAGUGGCGGAUGGGAUGAGGUACCUGGAGGAGAAGCACAUUGUCCACCGGGAUCUGGCAGCCAGAAACAUCCUGGUUGGAGAGGAACUCACCUGCAAAAUCGCUGAUUUUGGACUUGCCCGGCUCCUCAAGGAUGACAUUUAUUCCACCAGCAGCAGCACUAAAAUCCCGGUGAAGUGGACGGCCCCGGAGGCAGCCAACUACCGCACCUACUCGCUCAAGUCCGACGUCUGGUCCUAUGGGAUUCUGCUCUACGAGGUCUUCACGUAUGGACAGAUCCCAUAUGAAGGAAUGACAAACCAAGAAACCGUACGGCAAAUCACCAGGGGCUACCGCCUGCCCCGGCCCAGCCCCUGCCCCCCCGAGAUCUACAGCAUCAUGCUGGAGUGCUGGAGCGGCAACACGGAGGAGCGUCCCACCUUCCUGGCGCUGCGGGAGAAGCUGGGCUUCAUCUACAGGCGCCUGCUCAGCUCCCUCUCCUGAGGGACCCCUCCAUCCUUCCUGCACGAGCCUCUCCCUCCAGGCCAGCUCUUGCCAAGUUCCUUCCUUCUGGUUUGCCUUCUGAAAGGGCUACAAGGAAAGCACAUCCCCCCAAAAACAGCCUGUGGUCCCUCACAGGCAGGGUGCAGGGAGGUGGCCAAGGGAGACAGCAACAAGUUGUGGAGAGCUCGUUGCCAGCACUUGGCUGUGUAACAGUUUGGAAAAGUACCGUGGAGGCAUCACUCAAAGUUUACAUCUUCAUUCACUCAAGCAGGGUGGGAGGUCCCUGCUGCUCCCCACACAAACGUGAAGGUUUCCAGUUCAUGUUCAACUGUGGCUCUGCUUGAUUUAUCUUGUAGUGUGUGUUCGGUGUAUUUAUCAAUAAAUGUGUGUGCAUCA